Molecule: messenger RNA, 2304 nt
Organism: Kuraishia capsulata CBS 1993
Lineage: Eukaryota; Fungi; Ascomycota; Pichiomycetes; Pichiales; Pichiaceae
Exons: 1
Coding region: 1-2304 (767 amino acids)
Biological process (GO): mitochondrial fission; peroxisome fission
Cellular component (GO): microtubule; cytoplasm; membrane
Molecular function (GO): microtubule binding; GTP binding; GTPase activity
Source: RefSeq, a predicted model, not a curated record
AUGUCGGCUCUGAAAGACCUAAUUCCCGUGGUGAAUAAGUUGCAAGACAUCGUCACCAACACCAAUCUGGCAGAUUUAGACCUGCCAAUCUUGACAAUAAUCGGAUCGCAGUCAUCUGGUAAGUCUUCUGUGCUGGAGAAUAUUAUUGGAAAGGAUUUUUUGCCUAGAGGUACCGGGAUCGUGACCCGUAGACCUUUGAUUCUCCAACUUAUCAACAUCGAAGAGGAUGAUCAAUUGAUCUACAAGUCGCCACCACCCGUUUCCAAUUCUGAGCUGACCUUGGAAGAGCAUUUGAAGCGCGCUUCGGGUGAUGAUGCCCCACCUUCAGAGUGGGGAGAGUUCCUGCAUAUUCCCGGAAAGAGAUUCUACAACUUCGACGAGAUCAGAAAAGAGAUCGAAAACGAGACUGCAAGAGUUGCCGGUAAAAACAAGGGCAUCAGCCGUAUACCCAUCAACUUGAAGGUUUAUUCUCCAAAGGCCCUGAACCUUACGAUGGUUGAUUUGCCAGGUUUGACCAAGAUCCCAAUUGGAGAUCAACCAACGGAUAUCGAAAGACAGAUCAAGAACUUGAUCUUGGAGUACAUUGCAAAGCCAAACUCGAUCAUCCUGGCUGUCAGUCCAGCAAAUGUUGAUCUUGUCAACUCUGAAUCUUUGAAGCUAGCUAGACAAGUUGACCCUCAAGGAAAGAGGACUGUUGGUAUCUUGACCAAGUUAGAUUUGAUGGAUCAGGGAACCAACGCCUACGACAUUCUUGCUGGCAAGGUAUAUCCUUUGAAACUUGGAUUUAUUGGUAUUGUCAAUAGAUCUCAGCAGGACAUAUCUACCAAUAAGUCAUUAGACGAUAGUUUGCAAGCGGAAGAGGACUUCUUCCGCAGCCAUGCUGCCUAUAGAAACCUUUCAAGCAAAUGCGGUACUCGGUACCUUGCCAAAACCUUGAACCAAACCCUCAUGAACCACAUAAGAGAUAGACUGCCAGACAUCAAAGCCAAGCUCAAUACACUCAUGGGCCAAACAGAGCAAGAAUUGGCCUCGUAUGGUGAUAUGGGGAUUGUUUCUGAAGAAAACAGAAGCUCGUUGAUAUUGCAGCUAAUGAACAAGUUCGCGAACAGCUUCAUCAACUCCAUUGACGGUAACUCAAUGGAAAUCAGCACGAAAGAGUUGUGCGGUGGUGCAAGGAUCUAUUACAUCUACAAUGAGGUGUUUGGCAAUUCGUUGCUUUCCUUGAAUCCCACGGCCAAUUUGUCUGUCCAUGAUGUUCGCACUGCCAUCAGAAACUCUACUGGCCCAAGACCUUCUCUCUUCGUGCCUGAGUUGGCUUUUGAUCUUUUGGUCAAGCCACAAAUCAAGCUUCUGGAGGGACCAGCUCAUAGAUGCGUUGAGUUGGUGUACGAAGAGCUCAUGAAAAUUUGUCACAACUGUGGUUCCCAAGAGCUUGCUCGUUACCCAAAACUCCAAACCAAGCUCAUUGAGGUUGUCUCUGAACUGUUGAGAGAAAGACUGGGUCCAACAACCAAGUAUGUGGAAAGCUUGAUCGAAAUACACCGUGCCUACAUCAACACAAAUCAUCCCAACUUUGUUGGAGCUGCAGCUGCAAUGGCCAGUGUGGUUGAGGAAAGACAGAAAGAGAGGGACGCUGAGACGAACAGAAAAUCGAUUGAAGAAUCAAGGCGCAGUCAGCAGGAGCAGGUUGAUGGUCAGGCAAACGGUUCUGCUAUCUCUGAGCCAGCUUCUGAGAAUGGAUUUUCUGAUAAAAAGCACAAGGUCGGGAAGCACUCAGAAUCCCAGGAUGAUGUCAAGCGCGGUCCUGCAGACAAAGACUCUUUCUUGAACUUUUUCUUCGGAAAGGACGAGUCUCAGGUAACCCAGCAACAGGAGUUGAUACAAAGGCGUGCGCAGCAGCACCCAUUCCAGCUGCCACUACAGUCAGAUGGUCUGCAGUUCAAUACCCCCCAGUCAUUAGGAAACCUAUCUCAGCAGCUUGAAGAAAUCACCAUUGAGGAGAAGGUCCCAGCUCUAUCUGAAAGAGAGCAACUUGAGUGCGAACUGAUCAGACGGCUGAUUGUUUCUUACUUUGGAAUUGUUAGAGAAAUGAUCCAGGAUCAAGUCCCCAAAGCCAUCAUGUGUCUUCUUGUCAAUUACUCGAAGGAAAGUGUUCAAAAUUGCUUGGUUGCCAAGCUCUAUAAGGACUCUCUAUUUGAUGAGCUGCUUUACGAGGAUGAAAGCCUGGCCCAAGAGAGAGAAAAAUGCAAAACCCUUCUGGAAACAUACCGUGAUGCUGCUGCUGUUAUCAGUGAGGUUAUUUAA